ACGCAACUAUCUAACAUAUACCUAUUAACAUACACCCAUUAAUACACAUACACAUAUCUAAGUAUAUAUUAAACAUGUAGCAUACGACCGAACUCAAUUAUCACUAACACUCCCCCUUAAUUUAGUUUCGGUCUAACUCUAAUUGUCUGUCAACAGUCUUGGAGUCUCCAUGAAUUUCAUCACGUGUACUCCGUGAUCUUCUGUCACUUCUACUCCAAAUGUUCUGGCAACCUUCUUCCACUCACUUUUUCUUCGUUUAUCCCAGCUUUCAACUUCAUAGUCAAUAUUCUUCUUCCUUGAGGAUCAUUUAUGGAACAGCGAUUGAAACACCUCUUUGAUGAUCUUCUCUCCUUGGCUUGUCAUCACUUGGAUAUUCCCUGCAACUGCCUACUUCUCCCUUUUAUCUCUUGGGUAAACAGUUCCUUUCUUGCUUGGUGUCUUCCUUUGAACACCAUCAGAUUCACGUCUCGUGCGUGAAACGUUUUCACGUCUUCAUCGGUUAUCUUAUCAACCGAUUUAUGCUCCGUUUUUUCUAUGAGGUAAGCAUCCUCCUUUAGUGCUUGGUGUUCAAUUUGAUCACCAUAAAGUGCUCCAUUUUUUCUUUGAGGUAAGCAUCCUCCUUUAUUGGUUGGUGUCACUCUUUGAUCACCAUCACGCCUCUGUGACGUCUCUUCUUCGGUUAUCUGUAUAACCUCACAAUUUGUGCAGUGCGUGAAUCUUCUCCACGUCUUCCUCGAACAAGCUUCAGAAUUCUCCUUCCACAACUCAAAGGAGAAUAAAAGAAAAUAAAGUUCUUGUCAUUCUUGAUGAUGUGGAUAAUCUAAAGUUACUUGAGACCUUGGUGGGAAAAACUGAAUGGUUUGGAUCAGGAAGCAGAAUUAUUGUGAUCACCCAAGAUAGGCAACUUCUCGAGGCUCAUAAGAUUGAUCUUAUAUAUGAAGUGGAGUUCCCAUCUAAAGCUCUUGCUCUUAAGAUGUUAUGCCGUUCUGCUUUUGAGCAAGACUCCCCACCCCGUGGUUUUAUGGAAGUCACAGUUAAAGUGGCCGAGCUCGCAGGUUAUCUUCCUUUGGGUCUGAGUAUGUUGGGUUCGUCUUUAAGAGGAAGGGGAAAAAAAGAGUGGGGGGAGAUGCUGUCUGAGCUCCAAAAUGGUUUGCACGAAGAUAUUGAGAAAAUAUUAAGAGCUAGGGCACGGAAACUCUGGUAGGAAUAUAUUUCAACACAUCAGAUAUCAGUGAGCCAUUUUUGAUACAGGAAAAGUCGUUCGAAGGCAUGUGUAAUCUCCAGUUUCUAAUAGUUUGCGAUUAUGGCUGGGGGCGAAAGAACGAAGCCAGCAGAUUGUAUCUACCUCAGGGACUCGUUUAUUUGCCCCGUAAACUCAGAUUGCUAAUCUGGAAUAACUUUCCACUAAAGAGUUUUCCAUCUAAUUUUAAGGCCGAGUUUCUCGUUGAACUAGAAAUGGAGGAUAGUAAGCUUGAGAAGCUGUGGGAAGGAACUCAGGCACUUGGAAGCCUCAAGAAGAUAAAUAUGCGUAAUUCGAGAUAUUUGAAAGAAAUUCCAGAUCUAUCUUUAGCCAUAAACCUUGAGAAAUUAUAUCUUUUUGGAUGCAAGUCCUUGUUGACACUUCAUUCCUCGAUUCAGUAUGUCAUUAAACUUAGGAGGUUAAAUAUGGGGAAUUGCACAAAGCUAGAGAGUGUUCCAACUCAUGUCAACUUGAAAUGCUGGAAGUCUCUAGAGUACCUCAAUCUCAGAGGAUGUAUCCGGUUGAGAAAUUUCCCUCAGAUUUCGUUGUACAAUUCAACCGGUUUCUUUUGGUCGGAAUUAAUAUUAACCCUCAGUUAUCUUGAGCAGGCGUCUUCUUCUUCUCGCAGCAGAUACGAUGUUUUCUCAAGCUUCAGUGGGGACGAUGUUUUCUCAAGCCAUUUUAAGAAGGAGCUCCACCACAAAUCAAUCAGUACAUUCAUGGACCACGGGAUCGUGAGAAGUCGCUCAAUCGGCACUUCGCUUUUAUCGGCGAUUAGAGAAUCGAGGAUCUCAAUCGUCAUCUUCUCUAAGAACUACGCUUCUUCCACCUGGUGCUUAAAUGAAUUGGUGGAGAUCCAUGAUCAGUCUUGUAAGACAUUGUUAGGGAGAAGAUCAGUCAUUCCGAUUUUCUACGACGUUGAUCCUUCGGAAGUUAGAAAACAGACCGGUGAAUUUGGCGAGGCCUUCAAAUUGACAUGCGAGCGCAGACCAGAGGACAAACAAAGAUGGAUACAAGCUCUCAGGGAUGUAGCUAGUUUGGCUGGAGAGGAUUAUCGAAACUGGCCUGACGAAGCAACCAUGAUUGCAAAGAUAUCCGAAGAUGUUUCAAAUAACAUUAUUACACAAUGGAUUUUUUUUGACGAAUCAGUCGGACUUGAAGCUCAUAUAGGUAACGAGUUCAAUAUCAGGAAGAGAAGAUGGUAGGAAUUGCUGGACCUUCAGGGCAAUUCGAGAUGACUAUGUCAUGAACACUGGGAAGAACAGUUUAUGUAAGAAAUUCUUGAACAAAAUGGAUAUAAAGAUAGAGCAAUUAGUGUGGUGGAGUGGAGCAAUGGCUUAAAGCACAAGAAAGUUCUUAUAUAUCGUUCUUGAUGCUUGAUGAUCUAGGUCUGUUAAAGACCUUCGUGGGAGAAACUGGAUAGUUUAAUUGUGCUUCCUAGCAAAACUAUCGUGUGUUGAUGACUAAAAGAUAUGGAAGA
Messenger RNA from Camelina sativa (false flax), 2720 nucleotides. NCBI's taxonomy places the organism in Eukaryota, Viridiplantae, Streptophyta, Magnoliopsida, Brassicales, Brassicaceae. The record is from RefSeq and is a predicted model, not a curated record.